This is a messenger RNA of Xyrauchen texanus (razorback sucker), 1652 nucleotides long. RefSeq names its product myelin protein zero-like protein 1. NCBI's taxonomy places the organism in Eukaryota, Metazoa, Chordata, Actinopteri, Cypriniformes, Catostomidae. Bases 76 to 870 code for a protein of 264 amino acids. Gene Ontology annotation, cellular component: focal adhesion; membrane; cell surface. The record is from RefSeq and is a predicted model, not a curated record. The transcript has 6 exons.
GGAGACUCAGAGACUGAUGCUGUAAACAAACACUGGAGGUUUCGACACUCGGCCGAUAUUAAUGAAAUCUAAAGAAUGGAAAUAAGGGUUCGGAUUAUCACACACAAUCAUGUUUUAUUGUGUGUAUUUGUGGCGUUUAGAAUCGCUGGUUUGUUUCCGGCUGCAGCGAUUGACGUUUACUCUCCAGCCGAGGUGUUUGUUGAAAACGGGACGUCAGCGACUCUGGCGUGUAGUUUUAAAUCCAAAGAGGUUGUCAGCAGCUCCACUUCAGUGUCGUGGUCAUUCCUUCCUGAGGGCGAAACGGGACGCUCCACCACAAUCUUCUAUCACACGAGUGGGCAGACUUACCCGAGCUCCCUUCCACAGUUUAAAUCUCGUGUGGAGUGGGCCGGCGACAUGAACAAGAAGGACGCGUCCAUCCGCGUCAUGCAUAUGCAGUUUAAAGACAACGGGACGUUCAUCUGUGACGUGAAGAAUCCUCCGGAUAUCACCGGCCAACCGUCUGUCACUAAAGUCAGAGUCGUCAUGAAAGAGUCCCUCCCUCACACAAGUACAGCGGUCAUCGUGUGCGCCGUGAUCGGCGUUGUGUUCGGGAUAAUCGUCAUAUCUGCGGUCAUAUAUCUGAUUAUCAGACGACACGAGGCCGGCCACGACUAUGAAGGCUGCACCUCUGUAGAGAGUGGCAGCUCACUCAAUUCUCGGGUGGGGAAGAAGGAGUCCAGCACAGACAACUCACGCUGCUCUAGUCCAUCUGCCGCACCUGUACAGGGGCCGGUGAUAUAUGCUCAACUGGAUCAUUCUGGCAGCAAGAACUCCAGCUCUUUCCACAAGAUGGAGCCGGUGGUGUACGCUGACAUCCGUAAGAACUAGAGCCGCAGGGGGCGGGGUUAUGUUAAUGAGCUUUGCAUGUGCAUCACUAGGACGUCCAUUCAGAUCAAAGACUUUAUGAAAUGUUGAUUAUUUGUGAGCGGGUUAGUACUGGACUGAACGAUUUAUGACAUAUUUUACUGCACAGCACGAGCUGCUUCCUGUGAUGUCCGUCAAUGUUUGUAUGUGUUUUAUUGUAAUGCCAUGUGUGAGUUGCUAGCACAACUGACACUGAUGAUGAUGAUGAUGAUGAUGAUGAUGUCACACACAGACAGUGAUGCAAUCAUGAGACGCAUCCACAUCACAUUUCACUCUGAAAUCAAAUGAAAAAUACAUUCUGUGAAAGAAAAAAUGACAAUUAAACACAUUGUCAUUUGUUUGUAUUUAAAUCAGCAUAAUUUACAUACAUUAAUUACAGCAAUACAGUACCUAAUGAUGCAUGUAUGAUUUUGGGGUGAAAUAUGACGUGUUUCCUGAGGUCACUGGCGUGUAAUGGGCUGCGUGAUGUCAAACACAGGUCAGCUGUCUGGAUGAGGAUGUUAGGAUACUGUGUGUGUUUUAAUGGUUAGGAUAAUUAUCUUAUUGUCAUGACAACACAUAAUGCCUUUGAAUAUUCAGUGUUUAUUACAGUAGUUGAUGUUCGGUUUAUUUGAGGUACUGUAUGAACAUUUGAUGCAUCACUGCCACUUCUGCCAAUAGUCUUAAACAUUUUAUUCUGUCAUUCCAGUUUUAUGUCUUAAGUGUGUGUGUGUGUGUGUGUGUGUGUGUGUGUGUGUGUGUCAUAA